Corythoichthys intestinalis (scribbled pipefish) is the source of this 6476-nucleotide messenger RNA. It is a transcript of the gene rorb, whose product is annotated as RAR-related orphan receptor B. Gene Ontology annotation, cellular component: nucleus. The record is from RefSeq and is a predicted model, not a curated record. Gene Ontology annotation, molecular function: RNA polymerase II cis-regulatory region sequence-specific DNA binding; nuclear receptor activity; zinc ion binding. Bases 853 to 2361 code for a protein of 502 amino acids. Gene Ontology annotation, biological process: regulation of transcription by RNA polymerase II. NCBI's taxonomy places the organism in Eukaryota, Metazoa, Chordata, Actinopteri, Syngnathiformes, Syngnathidae. The transcript has 14 exons.
UAAGAUGAAGGCUACUGGAUGAACUCUAUUGAGCACUGAACAAGGAAGGUACAUCUCUAUUGAGCACUGAACAAGGAAGGUACGACAUGUACCUUAGGUCGCCAUCAUAAAGGGCUGACUUUGGAGAGACUGAUGCUGGCCCUGGAUGGUCGAGAAAGAAUUUGACAGUUCACUUACUUUACCCAUUAUGAAGGACAUUGCCAGUUUGUGUUGAUUCAUCAACACACAUAUUGAGAUCAUACACAUGUCCAUGUCCACACAGAGCAGAGAUCAUGAGUGGUUUCAUCCUGACCAGUCUGGGAUUUUAUCACGCUUGCUUUGGUCAUUACAUCACAAUUAUGGAGCUGUUGGUAUGAGAGAAAUAAGGGAUGAAAAAAGGAAGAGUGGAAAAAAGCGACAGAUAAAAUGUAGGUCAGUGGAGAUGCGCUCGGGGCAGUUUCUCUCUAUGGUUGUGUCUCUCUCUCCGUGGGCCACAGCUAAAGAGGCUAAGAGACUGGGGGUGAAAGUGCCUCCAACCCACACCUGCCUCUUUACUACCUUGCACAGACUGACAGAAGCAUCCACAGUGUCAGACAACUACUCGGAUGGCAGACGUUGAGCACCAGGCGUGAUGCUUACCCAAUGUGACAAGCUAAGCGGGAGAGAGUGGGAGGAGCGGAAAGUGCUCCGGUCCAAUCCGAGCUGGCGGGCAAAGCUUCUCCAACACGCUCUUCCCUCCCUCAGCCGGCAGAAAACAGUGGAAGCCUCCCAUAGAGGUGAGAGCGCAGAUGUCAUGAGAGCAACCGCAAGACCAGAGCGCAAACACCGACACGCCGAAAGACCUCAUCCCGCCUCCGCACGCCUCGGUCUGGGAUGCUUUUAGCGUACAAGCCGCCUCCAAUCAGGGCAGCCAGCGGUCGUCGACGCAGAUUGUCGACAUUCUUGAGGCGCAACAGCAACACCAUGCGAGCUCAAAUCGAAGUUAUACCAUGCAAAAUUUGCGGAGACAAAUCAUCAGGGAUCCACUACGGAGUCAUCACAUGUGAGGGAUGUAAGGGAUUCUUCAGAAGGAGUCAGCAAAACAAUGCAUCCUACUCCUGCCCCCGCCAGAGGAACUGCCUCAUCGACAGAACAAACCGCAACCGAUGCCAACACUGCCGCCUUCAGAAGUGUCUAGCCUUAGGAAUGUCUAGAGAUGCUGUGAAGUUCGGCCGUAUGUCCAAGAAACAACGUGACAGUCUGUACGCAGAAGUCCAGAAGCACCAGGCACGACUACAGGAGCAGCGGCAGCAACAGACAGGGGAAGCAGAAGCUUUGGCACGUGUUUACUCAUCUAGUCUAACCAAUGGACUGUCAACCCUCAACCAUGAAAUUGGGGGCACCUACGCCAAUGGUCAUGUCAUUGACCUACCCAAGGGUGGCCACGGUAAUGGCGGUGGACUCCCUGGGGGCUACUAUGGGAUGGAUUCCACCCAGCCAUCUCCAGACCAGUCAGGUUUGGAUAUGUCAGGCAUGAAGCACAUAAAGCAGGAACCAGUGUACGACCUAACGCCAGUACCCAACCUGUUCAGCUAUGGAGGAUACCAGGACAGUCAACUUGUUCACAACAAUGUCAGCAUGGGAGAAUUAGACCGGAUUGCGCAGAAUAUCAUCAAGUCUCAUCUAGAGACAUGUCAGUACACCUCAGAGGAGCUGCAGCAGUUGGCCUGGCAGACACACUCCUAUGAGGAGGUCAAAAUGUAUCAGAGCAAGCCUCGGGACGUAUUGUGGCAGCAGUGUGCCAUUCAAAUCACACAUGCCAUCCAGUAUGUGGUAGAGUUCGCCAAGCGGAUCUCAGGGUUUAUGGAGCUGUGUCAAAAUGACCAGAUCCUCCUGCUCAAAUCAGGUUGUUUAGAGGUUGUCCUGGUGAGGAUGUGCAGAGCCUUCAACCCUCUCAACAACACUGUGCUCUUUGAGGGGAAGUAUGGUGGCAUGCAGAUGUUCAAAGCGUUAGGUUGUGAUGACUUAGUCAGCGCGGUAUUUGACUUUGCCAAGAGUUUGUGCUCACUGCAGCUGACGGAGGAGGAAAUCGCUCUCUUCUCAGCAGCUGUCCUCAUUUCCACAGAUCGUCCAUGGUUGAUGGAGCCCCGCAAAGUUCAAAAACUCCAGGAGAAGAUCUACUUUGCCCUUCAACAUAUUAUGCAGAAGAACCACAUGGAUGAAGAUGCAUUGGCUAAGCUGAUCAGUCGUAUCCCAACAUUGUCUGCCCUGUGUACACUCCACACGGAGGAGCUUCAAGCCUUCCAGCAGCUUCAUCCAGAAACAGUCAAUGUGCUGUUCCCUCCACUGUAUAAGGAACUAUUCAAUCCUGACCCGAACUCUGCCAUGGCGAUGCCCAAGUGACUGCCUAUUGCACAAUUGCAACAAACAAUGUCAGUCGAGGAACAAGAGAAUAAAAGGACCACUAUAUCUGAAAAAAGAACAUUGGCAAUAUCUAUCAUGUCCUCGUCAUAUUUCACAGCUCCCCUUGUUUAAUUUGAGACUUGGGAGAUGAAGAGUCAACUGCCAGAAACUUACAGUUACCGCCAACAAUACUAGGAAUGUCCAGCACUUAUCCCAUCCUGUUCACCGAUACAGUCUGAAGAAUGUAUAUAGAUAUGAAACAUGGCCCCCGCUACAACCUUAGCAGAGGCUUCUUCUUGUCUCCUGACCAGAAAUGUACAGACUUUAAGAAUCUAGGAACCAUUUUUGCUGUCGAUGUGGGUACAUCAAAUUUAUUUGAAAUUUGAAAAAGAAAACUUUUUUUUGUUGUUUUCUUUUAUUCUGAGAUGGAGAUAGUUUUAAAAAUGCUGACUGACUGACCGGGGGAGGGAACUGUGGAAUUAGAGAAGCUAUUGUAGAUAUUCUCCUAGUACAGAGCGGAUUUCCAGUAUUACUUCUGUUAAAAUAAGUUAGUCCUAAUUUAAAUACACAACAGUCAGCUGUGGCUGAUUAUUCCUUGUCUAAGUGUUUUUAUUUUAACUGAUAGUUUCUUGUGUACAGAAUUUGUAAAGUUAAGACUUGUAAAGGAAUAUUGGGUAAAACUGGGGGUUGAUUUUCAUUUGUUUAUAUAUAGAAGCCUUGUCUGGAUUUUGUUCAUAUUUAUAGAAGGAAUCGCAUCCUGCUGAUGCAAACGUGUAGAGAUGUAUAGAACAUAUGAAGGACUGACAAAAAAAACUACUUUUCAAGGUGAAGAUGUAUACAGUAAUAUUCUAUUUUGUUGUUGCAAUAACUAAAUCCAAAAAAGCUGGAUUGCUUUUGAACAAUCAUAGAGAAACAAACAAUCAGAAAUUACAACUUCAAAAUAAACCCCAUAUCUUUGGCAGAAAAAAGGGAAAAAAAAAAAAAUCUUAACCGUGCCCCAUAUAUUAUUUUUAAGAAAGGGCCUUGACUUCAGAGUGGGAGGCAUUUUUCCCACUGAAUAGCAAGAUGUGAAAAAAACUUAAUCUUAAGAUAACUUUCAAAUCUUCAAAGACUUGUAUUAUUGCUGUAUGCCCUCAUCCCUCCCAUCACUAUUUGCACAAUCAAGUCCCUGGACAGCCUGAACCACUCCGGGCUGUGAAUAUGAAGGAACCCAGAGAGCAAUAACUUUUACACUGCCUUUUUUCAAUCUUAAACAUUUCCUUCCCUUUUUUCUGUUGUUUGGAACAGGGUAGCAACUUUAACUAAAAUGCACUAUUUUACAUGGUACAACAGUAAAUUGUACCACAGACUCGGUUUUUAACAAGAGAUAUUAUGGGCUGUGGUUAGGAUAUACAGAGCACUGGUUGCAAGAUGUGAACAAAAAUAGCCCUGAAUACCAAUGAUCCAUUUCUAAAUGACAAUUUAUACAGCAAAUGUGAUCGACAAUCACCUUGUUUUCAUUUUGUUAGCCGAUACAUAUUUAUUAGCACUUAUAAACUAUCUCUAUUGUUUUUAAUUGUUCAGCCUUAAUGUAAUUUUGAUUAAAUUUUGGCCACUGAGUAACACAAAGGCGUGUGCGCUCAACAUAUGUCUUUUGAGGUAUGUAAACACGUAACUUGAGGUUUGUGCAGUUCUGUUUUCAACCACUAGAUGCUACUUAUGCAUUAGUUUUAGGUAGAACAAUUUUCCUGAACACAACUGUCCCAUCUUAAAAAAGGGCACACAGAAAAAAGGCAAGAUGUAAAAAAACAAGGACUAGUAUUUCAUGUAUUGGCACAAAUAUGGCAAAGCACUUAAGUUUAAUAAACUACAAGUAUUUAAUGAUGUAUGUGCAGGGGAAAGUGGUCAUUUGAAUACCAAUUCCUUCAAAAGUGGCCAAAUGUAAUGCUUGUCCUAUGCGUGGACAUAAUUACUUGGUAAAUCAAUUGAACUCAUACAUAGAUUUUGUUUAUUCGACGUUUCACCCCAACCCAGUGGCCAGCGACUCUGGAAGACAAUCACUUGCUCAAUAAUAGCUUGAUGCACUGCGUAGCAUCUCUCAGGGAGCAGCUCUUUUCUGACUUAGCACUAGAAAAGGCUUUCAUAUUUUUGCAAAUUUACAAAAAUAAGAUUUUUAAUUAUUAUAGAAGUACUUUUUGCGAUAAAAGCAGCAUAUGCUAGCAAUGGAAUCCGCCCAGACAAGGCUUUGAUUGGUGUGUCUGUUAACACCGCAUGAAUUCACUGUCCAAAUCUCGUUAAAGCCCAGAUUAUAUGAUAAGCAUUGUGACGUAUAGCACAAGGAGGCGAUAUAUUUGCUCCAUAUCAGCAUGCUCUCGUCACCACUGGCGUACAGUUACUGUAUGUUUAUUGCUUAUUUUGCUGCUUUUGGGACCAUGUGGGAAGUUCACUAGCAAAAUGUGAAUCAUGCUACAUCACAACAACUCUGGAACAGUGAAUUCUCACUCUGAAGUUUUGUUUGAAAUGUUUUUAUUUUUCCCUGGUUAGACUGUGAAUCAGAGAGGUGGGGUGGGGUUGUGAGAUGACGUGCUGGCAAGAACGAGUGGUAACGUAACACUGUAAGUAAGACACUGUAGCAAUAAGAACUGGAGGCAUUUACUACUGUCAUGUUUGCAUUGUAAGAUUAUUUUUUAUUUUAUUACUAUUUACUAUUAUUAUUGUUCUUAUUAUGUCUACUAUUCUUCUAUUACUAUUAGCCUAUUGUUGUUCUGUUCUAUUUGCAUGACGUUUCAUUGCAAUGAAACAUUUGGAGCAUAUUUGUGUUUUCUCACAAUAAUGUGAGGUUAUGGGUGGGAUCAUUGGCAGGGUGGGUUGAAACCGGGAUCCAGAAUUAAGUCAGUCCUAAGUGAUUUUCCAAUAAUCUGAUGGACUUUUUAAUAAAAUAUUAUUAUUUAUACACAAGGAAUUUAAGAGAUACUGUUUAACUGGAUGAGAACGCUUUUUUUUUUCUAUAACCAUUGAAUGUGUGAGUUGCUAUCACCAGUCAGUGAACGGCCCAUUCUGUACUGGCCUUAUUGUACCGGAUCAGAGGGUAAACUUUUCUGAAUGUUAUGGAGUCGUUUGUUCAGUGUGAGGGACUGAACUAAAUACGCCUUUACCACUCCAUCAACACAGACAAAUACAUUUGAAAGCGCACAAUAACUAGUCGACAUUCCACAUGAUGGCUCUGACAAACUGCACGGACAUGUUAAUACACUUGUUUUUUUAAAUCCGUUUCCUACACUUUGUCCAUCAUGCGACACCCAGAAAUCCUUCCUUUCUUGAAAAGAACCGGAGUGUGUGAGAGAUUGAAACUGUGAGAAUGAAACAAUGUUUUCUCUAUCGAUGCUUUGUAAGCUUUCUCGAUGCAUUACAUAUGCGUGCAAUUCAAGUAGUGUUGAAAAUUGUUAAUUUAUUGUUUAGAAUGUCUUUGCGUGCAAGCAAGAGCAAAUAAAACAAAAUGUAGCAAUCUGUAACUCGUACCUAAAAAUGGUAUUUGGGAUUACGGAACCUCUUUUACACAGGACUAACAAAACAAAAUACUGAAAAAAAUUAUAUAUAAAAAGGAAAUCUUUUCUUCUGUUUUCAAAGUGCCAUAGCUAGUGAGAAAAUGAAUGAUUGGACGUGGGCUGUAGCUGCUUUACUGUCUUGAGUUGACGUGAGAAACCAAUCAUAAAAAGGGGAAACUCAAGGAAAAUGUGCAUUUGAUGACACUGCGAACAGUUUUUACAUUUUAUGCUUUUUUCAUUUGGUCAUACAGGACUCUUCAGGACUCUGAGCUCUGACUAUCAAUCCAUGAGCUCUUCUGUGCAAACAGUUUUUUUCACAUCAGAAUGAUAUUGUGAGCGUGUGUGUAUGCAUGUAUAAAUCUGCAUUUAACUGCGUCGCAGACACCCACAUGUUACGGAUUAGAAUGGGUUGAAGUUUAGAGCUAUGCAGGGCCCUUUACUGAGUCCUCCUUUGAUAUGUGUAAAUAUAAUGUGAAGGUCUGAAGUGAUUUUUGUUAAAUUCUAUAUUUUAUCGCUUUUGUAGAAAUUUUGUUGUGGGAAGAAAAAGAAAUACAAUAAAUUUUAUGGGUGAAAAUUUGCUUCAUGUUUCUG